Molecule: messenger RNA, 774 nt
Organism: Agelaius phoeniceus (red-winged blackbird)
Lineage: Eukaryota; Metazoa; Chordata; Aves; Passeriformes; Icteridae
Source: RefSeq, a predicted model, not a curated record
AUGGUGGUGGUGGAGCACGGUGCUCUCUCCUUGCUGGGGGCUCACGGUGAGGACUCGGACCUGCAGCGGCAUGGAGAGGCCGGCACGGAGGGGAGUGAUGGGGGAAAGCAUGGGGAGAAGGGAGGCCUGGUGUCAGCUGGGUAUGGAGAAGGGGACCUCACCCACCUCGAUGGGGAUGAGGAGGAAAAAGAGGAGGAUGAUAGGAACAGCAGGCAGCCAGAAGAUGAUGAUUUACAGAUUGAAAAACCUGAGGCUGGUGACCUAAAGGAAUUCCAAGAAGUGGAGGAAAGAGAUCCUCAGGAACUGGUUGCUUUUGCAGAGAGAGUGUGGAACAUGUCUUCAGAUAAGAUCAAAAUCCCUCCUGAGCCUCUUGGCAGAUGUUCUAACCAAUUGCAGGAUAAAAUUAAAAAGCUGUAUGAGAGGAAAAUGAAAGAGGGCAUGGAUAUGAACUACAUCAUCCAGAACAAAAAGGAAUUUCGCAACCCCAGCAUCCAUGAAAAGCUGAUCCAGUUUUGUUCCAUUGAUGAAAUUGGUACAAAUUGCCCAAAGGACACGUUUGAUCCUUAUAGCUGGUUAGAGGAUUCAUAUUAUGAGGCACUAGCUAAAGCCCAGAAGACUGAGAUGGACGAAUUGAAGAAGGCCAAGAAAGAACUUACAAAGAUUGAAUUUGUGACUGGCACUAAAAAGGGUACAGCAAGAAGCGCUGGUUCCACAACCACCACAACAUCCAGCACCACUGUGGGAGAUGCCCAGAAGAAGAGAAGGAGCGAGUGA